ACGGUGCAACCGGCCAACAACCAACUCCCGACUCUCCAUAGCCCAAGUCCCGUCCCGGCCCCCACACCCGCAGCACCCCCACAGUCCAAAGUACACCAACGGCUGCAGUUGACCAGUCAACAAGGCUUUGGCCUAUCCCGCGGUAUAGUGGCCAGGCAAGCGCGUAUGCACACCCCAUCCCCUGCGCUGAGUAGUAUAUCCAUACCUACAUCGGGAUCGUCGACUUCAACCCCGAGUAUGGGUACGUGUACGGGUGUGAGUACAAGUUCGGGUUUGGGUUUGGGCUCGACUGCCAGUACCUGCGGGAAGAAAGAGUUGCCAGGUACAACGACAAGUGCGUGGAAGUCGUCGAGCGGGGCUCCUUUACUGUCCCACCCGGUUGUACCAAAGUUUAGUUCCGGUUUAAGUUCCGGUUUGGGUAGCCCUGGCGUAAGCUCCACUGCUAAUCCCUGGGGUAAGCAAUCGGGACUCAGUAGGCCAGGUGGGGCUGAUAGUGGUAUAGCCCAAACCACCAACCCUUGGGGGGAUACUAGGGGUGCGGGUGUUACUACACAGGGCAUCUAUAGCACUAAGAAAGAGAAUCUUACUACUAAAGUCGAGGCCGUCGUUGAUCUGACCGACUCAGGCCCGAGUUCGCCGCAGCAGGAGGCAGUCCAUCCCGGUUUACGACAGGAUGUGAAACCGGUACCCGCCGCUACUGCUAGCAAUCCCUGGGGCAAGCAGGCGGUGGGGAGCAGUGCCACAACAUGGGUGAGCGGGACUACUGGAACUAUAAAUAGUUUCAAUGCCAAUGCGAAUUACACAGCGGGGGUUAAGACCCAGAGUUACACCCAGAAUACCACCCAAAAUAAGACCCAAAGUAAUACUCAGAACGCCCCAUACCAUGCACAAUCUCAAUUCCAAACCCAAUACACGGGGGCCAGUGUGCCAUUCCUACCCAGAAGCUCCUUGCCAUCCCCAGCACCCUCCGCUGCAAGCCAAUUUGCCUCCAGGCAAGGGACUAUUUCAGGGACAAACACGUCCAAUAAACCCGGUCAACCUGUGCAUACAUGGGCGGAUUCGGUAUUUAAGGGAGGUGCGUACAAGCCGAGAAUGCUCGAAAUGAGUGGCAAACUAGCAGCGGCGAUAAAAAUUAUUGAAGCGUCUGUGUUGGCAGGUGAUCGUGUACUCUUUUUCAGUCAGAGUAUUAGCACCUUGGAUAUCUUUGAGCAGCUACUGCAGCAGAGAGAGGUCCCUGUGAGGAAAGCAGAAG
Molecule: messenger RNA, 1252 nt
Organism: Sphaeroforma arctica JP610
Lineage: Eukaryota; Ichthyosporea; Ichthyophonida
Exons: 1
Cellular component (GO): nucleus
Molecular function (GO): ATP hydrolysis activity
Source: RefSeq, a predicted model, not a curated record